Messenger RNA from Sordaria macrospora k-hell, 3450 nucleotides. The record is from RefSeq and is a predicted model, not a curated record. Lineage: Eukaryota; Fungi; Ascomycota; Sordariomycetes; Sordariales; Sordariaceae.
AUGGCCUACGUCGCCCCGAUUCACCGGCCGAGCAGCGUGCGGCAUGCUCUGCGCAUCAACCUUUUGUCGCCUGAGGAGGAGAGCUUGAUUAUUGCGAAGACGAAUCGCAUAGAAAUAUGGAAGCUCGCCGACGGUCAUCUAUCCAUGAUCCAUUCCAAGGUCAUCAACGGGACCAUCACGAUUCUCCAAAAGCUUCAGCCCAAAGACCACCCGACCGACCUUCUUUUCGUCGGCACCGAUCAGUUCGAAUAUUUCACGGCAGAAUGGGACCACGAAACCCAACAACUAAAAACCUUGAACCGAUUUAGCGAUCCGGGCGAGCGCCACAUGCGCGACUCGCAGAGCCAGGACAAAUGCAUCGUCGAUCCCAGCGGGAGGUUCAUGGCCAUGCACCUAUGGGAGGGCGUCCUGUCGGUCUGGCGGCUGGGCAAUCGGAAGAGCACGGCGACGACACUCGACAUAUUGGUACAAGUGCGCCUGUCCGAGCUCUUCAUCAAGGGCAGCACCUUCCUGUACACCGAGACAGGCAUCCCCAAGGUUGCCUUCCUCUACAGAAAUCAGGCCAAUUCCAAUGAAACCAAGCUGGCGACGGACCGGGAGAUCGACGCAGAUGUGGAAGACCCAGGUGCGGGCAUACUUAUUCCGGUCAAAAAGGUCGAGGAGGAGGUUAAGAGACAUCAUUUCCGUAACACGGAACAAGCAAAGCCACAUGUCGGUGGUCUAAUAGUGAUCGGUGAAACGCGGCUGUUAUACAUCGACGAAGUGACCAAGACGCAGGUCGAGUCUGCCCUCAAGGAGCCCUCGAUAUUCGUCGCUUGGGCCGAGUAUGACCCCACACACUAUUUCCUGGCUGACGACUAUGGAAACCUACACUUACUCACCAUUCUGACCGAGGGCGCAGUGGUCACAGGAAUGGAUGUUUCCAACAUUGGCAGGACGGCCCGCGCCCACGUCUUGACGUACCUGGGUGACGACAUGCUGUUUGUCGGUUCACACUACGGCAACUCACAGCUUUACCGGCUCAACCUCCUCAACGAGGAUCUCAAUGAAAUCCUGCAACUGGUCCAGGUGCUAGAGAAUAUCGGUCCUAUUACGGAUUUUACCAUUAUGGAUAUGGGGAAUCGAGAAAACGACAGUCAGCUGGGCAACGAGUACUCUUCUGGCCAAGCCCGUAUUGUCACAGCAAGUGGUAUCUUCAAGGAUGGAACCUUGCGAAGUGUACGGAGCGGUGUCGGUUUACAGGAUAUUGCGAUCCUGGGUGAGCUGCAGCACACUCGGGCGCUCUUCUCCCUCCAAUCUUACAACUCCUCGCGCGCGGAUACGCUAGUCGCGUCCUUCUUGACUGACACACGAAUAUUCAGGUUCGACCCUCACGGAGAGAUUGAGGAAGUCGCGGACUACUGCGGGAUGGACCUGCAGCAUCAGACACUACUGACGACGAAUCUCGACAAUGGGCAACUGCUCCAGGUAACCACAGCUGCCGCUACUCUCCUUGACGCGGAAAGCGGAGUCACGAUAGCAUCGUGGGCUCCUGAAGGCGACAGGCAGAUCAUCAAUGCUUCAGCCAACAAACACUGGCUGCUCUUGUCCGUUCAAGGCACUACCCUGGUCUCCAUCAACAUUGAUAACGACUUGACGGUUGUGCAAGAGAAGGACGUCAGUGAACAGGAUCAGAUAGCCUGCAUCCACGUGGCGCCCCAGUUAUCGGAUGUGGGUGUGGUAGGAUUUUGGACGUCUGGAACCGUGUCCAUCAUCGAUAUGAGCACCCUGGAGCCCAUACACGGCGAAUCUCUCCGUCGCAGUGCAGAUGAUGCUUCCAUCCCUCGCGAUAUCGUCUUGGCCAAGGUGCUGCCUAAUACGCCCGGAAUGACCCUGUUCAUCGCCAUGGAAGAUGGAAACGUGGUCACGUUCAACAUUGGCGAGGAUCUGACCUUCUCCGGACGAAAGAGUGUCAUCCUUGGCACCAGGGAGGCCCGCUUCCAUUUGCUGCCACAGCAAGAUGGCAUCUACAGCAUCUUUGCGACGACUGAGCACCCUAGUCUGAUAUACGGAUCAGAAGGGCGGAUCAUCUACUCAGCUGUGACGGCUGAAGACGCUACCUGUGUCUGUCCCUUUGACUCUGAGGCUUUCCCGGGAGCUGUCGUCCUGUCUACUGAGACUGAGAUCAAGAUUUCCGAGAUUGACACGGCCAGACGGACGCAUGUGCGAUCUUUGGAAUUGGGAGAGAUGGUGCGUAGAAUUGCCUACUCGCCUAGUGAAAAGGGUUUCGGACUUGGGUGUAUCAGAAGAGAGAUGGUCAACGGCGAGGAGAUCAUCCAAAGCUCAUUCAAGCUGGUCGAUGAGAUCCUGUUUGCGAGGGCUGGCAGGGAGUUCAGGCUCGGAACAUCAUCCUAUUCCGAACUAGUAGAGGACGUCAUCAGGGCAGAGCUGCCUGACUCCUACGGAAAUCUUUUGGAGAGGUUCAUCGUUGGUACGAGCUUCCUGGAGGAUCCCGACCGUGGCGCAGGUACGGACAAGCGCGGUAGGAUCUUGGUGUUUGGGAUUGACAGCAACCGGGAUCCGUACUUGGUACUCAAGCACGAACUGAGAGGAGCCUGCCGCGCUCUGGCCGUCAUGGGAAGCAAAAUCGUAGCUGCACUCCACAAGACAGUGGUUAUCAGCCAGUAUGAGGAGACGUCGAGCACCGAGGCUCGUCUCGUUAAGCUUGCCUCCUAUCGAUGCACUACUUAUCCAAUCGACAUUGCGGUGCAUGGCAACAUCAUCGCUGUCGCUGACAUGAUGAAGUCGGCUACCUUGGUCGAGUACGUCCAGGCUAAAACCGAAGAGGAGAAAUAUGAACCUGCAAAGUUGGUGGAGUGCGCAAGACACAGGCAUUCAGCCUGGGCGACGGCUGUGGCCCAUGUCGAGGGCGAGUCUUGGCUUGAAGCCGAUGCCAAUGGCAACUUGGUGGUGCUUCAACGUAAUGUUGAGGGUGUGACGGCGGAGGACCAGCGUCAACUAAGGAUAACGAGCGAGCUCAAUCUGGGAGAACAGGUGAACAAGAUACGCCCGAUCAAGGUCGAGACCAGUCCGAACACUAUUAUCAUCCCUCGAGCGUUCUUGGCUACGGCCGAAGGCGGUAUCUACUUGUUUGGCACAAUCGCGCGUGAGCAGGACCUCUUGCUUCGGUUCCAGGACAAACUGGCGGCGGUGAUCAAGACGGUCGGUGAGCUCGAUUUCAACUCCUACAGGGCAUUCCGUAAUGCGGAGAGGGGACCCGAGACAGAUGGAACGACUGGGCCGGUCAGGUUCUUGGAUGGGGAGUUGUUGGAGAGGUUUUUGGAUGUGGAUGAGACGACGCAGAAGGAGAUCUGCGAGGGUCUCGGGCCGAGUGUUGAGCAGAUGCGCAAUAUGGUCGAGGAGCUACGGCGGAGUGCAUUGAGUAAACGAUCGAGAAAUUUGCUUCGAUAA